Dichomitus squalens LYAD-421 SS1 is the source of this 2679-nucleotide messenger RNA. Its product is annotated as cytochrome P450. NCBI's taxonomy places the organism in Eukaryota, Fungi, Basidiomycota, Agaricomycetes, Polyporales, Polyporaceae. Gene Ontology annotation, molecular function: oxidoreductase activity, acting on paired donors, with incorporation or reduction of molecular oxygen; heme binding; iron ion binding. The transcript is spliced from 9 exons. The coding region runs from base 680 to 2278 and encodes 532 amino acids. The record is from RefSeq and is a predicted model, not a curated record.
GUCUCUUGCCCGAUCUGGCAAGUCGUUGGCGGGGACCCACGCCUAGUGCUCACCUUGCGUUGAGAGAAGGACGGCUUACAGCAUCGGCUGCUCUACUGGACGACGCUUAUCGGACAGAUUCCGGCAAUCCCUCAAGUAAAUUAAUUAGGCACUCGGCGCGUCGAUUGCGUCGCGACCCUUCACAGAAGACGGAAUUCCGCCGAGCGCAGAUUGAGCAUAUUCGUCUUCGCCAGGAUGCAGCGUGGGCCAAGUUGCUCAGCAGCUUGCACCGUGAGACCUGCAACACGGUUCGCCCGCACAAACGCGUGCACGCCCCGCCCGUCGCCCCCAACUGAAUUCUCCGCCUGAGACGCGGCCGGGCCAGAACUUCGCGAGUGCAAAGAUUGCACGACGCCAGUGAAUCCCAUGCACGCGCUCCGAUUCCGCGUCAACGCGUGUAGCGGCGUGCCAGAUAGGCCGACUCCCGUCCUGUCCCCCUCCCCGCUUCUAACAUCUGACUUCCGGACAUAUCGUCCAAACAGUCUCUCCACAUCCCCAUCCACUUGGCGUGCCGACCCAGUCGCCGCCUCCACGCUCCUUAGUAUACUCCGAUAGCCCAAUCGUACACACACUCUCUUCUAAGUCUCGAGUCCUUCCUCGCUACCCCUCAUCCCCCCACGUACGCGGCGUCACCACGAACAUGGCAUCCGAUCUGCUGCCCUCCGCGUCCACCUUCGCCCUCUCCCUCGGGCUUGCCGCACUCCUCUACGUCGUGCGCUGGCUGUCCGACAGGCAGCGCUAUGACCUCCACCGCGUGCCCAGCGCCCCCCGCGCACUGGCGCACUGGCUCUGGGGCCACGAGCUCCUGACGUUCCAGGGCGAGGCGACCGAGACGUACACCAAGUGGGCCGCGCUCGCGGGCCCGUUCUUCCGCGUCAAGGGCGCGCUCUUCCACCCCGACAUCAUCGUGGCCGCCGACCACGGUGCCGUGCAGCACAUCUUCCAGAACUGCGAUGAUUACGUCAAGUCCCCGGCGUUCCGCCCGCCCGUCGCGAACGUCCUCGGCAAGGGCCUCGUGUGGGCCGAGGGCGACGACCACAAGACGCAGCGCCGCAUCAUCGCGCCGGCCUUCUCGUCGGAGGCCAUCAAGGGCAUGGCCGACGACGUUUCAGAGUGCUCCGAAAAGCUCGAGAGCAGGCUGACGAACCACAUCCUCGCUGCUGGCGGAGCCGCCACUGUGAACAUGAUCGAGUACGCUUCGACGUGCACCCUCGACAUCAUCGGCCGCGUCGCGUUCGGGCACGACUUCAAGGCGGGCCAGUCCACCGAGGCGCAGGAGAUCCACGCCUCGUGGGAGGGCCACGUGAACACCGGGCUCGGCUUCGGAGGGUUCGUCGCGAUGCUCGUGAUGCGCGCCGUGCCGUUCAUCACCCUGCUGCUCACGAAGCUCCCCGUGGAGGCGAUCCGCGCGGGCGGGCGCAUCCGCGAGAUCACGACGAAGCUCGCGAUGCGCCUGCUCGAGAGCGGGAACGUGAGCGAGAAGGGCAGGGACAUCAUGAGCAUCCUCGUCAAGGCCGAGAGGGAGUCGGGCGCCAAGGGCGGGAAGCGGGGCUUGACGCCGCAGCAGAUUGUCGACAACGUGAACACCUUCAUCAUGGUGGGCCACGAGACGACUGCGGGCUCGCUCGCGUUCACGCUCCUUGAGCUCGCGAAGAACCCGGCCGUUCAGCAGCGGCUCCGCGACGAGAUUCGCACCGUCGGGCGGGACCUCAGCUACGAUGACAUCCAGCGCCUUGAGUACCUCGACGCUGUCGUCAAGGAAGGCCUUCGCCUGCACCCCGCCUCCCCACAGACCGAGCGCGUCGCCCUCCGCGACGACGUCAUCCCCCUCUCCAAGCCGCUCACCACGCCCUCCGGCGAGACGCUCUCGUCGGUCCGCGUCCGCGCCGGCCAGGUCUUCCACAUCCCCUUCACCACCAUGCACGUCAACCCCGCGGUCUGGGGCCCCACGGCGACAAAGUUCGACCCUUCGCGCUGGCUCACCCCCGGGGGCGUCCCGCCCCCCAGCGAGCUCCCGCACGGCUGGAGCGGGCUCGUCACGUUCUGCGACGGGCCGCGCAACUGCAUCGGGUACCGCCUGGCGGUGUUCGAGUUCAAGGUCAUCCUCGCGACGCUCCUGCGCUCGCUCGAGUUCCACGAGACGACGGCGGUCGUGCGCGCGAAGAUCUCCCCGACGCUCCAGCCCGUCGUGGACGGCCGCGGCGGGCUGCUCCCGCUGCACGUCACGCUCGCCCAGUGAGCUGGAUGUACGACGCCAGCCUCUUUGUGACUGGGAUGACUCGCCAUGGAUGCUUUCAUAGGGCGUGCCUCGCGGUAGUCACGCCGUGCAGUCAAAAUCCCUCUUUUACUCUCCCCCACUUCACCUGAAUCCGACCAAAUUCGGUCCUUAGCUCUCGAUCCCACUUGAUUUUGCUCUCCCCAUCGUGGAUAGUACUUUGGUAUGAUUAUCUGCUACCAGUAUCCAGCGUACGUUAGGAGCAGGGCCCCGGUGGCAGCGCGGGGUGUGGAUAAUUUUUGGACGCUUUGUCUGCGGAGGAAGUGCGGUGUUACAGUACGCUUCGCGGUAGUUUGUUUCAGGCAGCAUUCGUUGGGCUGUUGGGCCGCAGAGGGGUGAGAUACGUUGAUAGCUUGGAGAAGUGC